AUGUUCGCAUUCACUUUCCCGCUCUGCUCGGUCGUGGUGUCUGUCUUUCUCGUUAGCGCAAGUCUCAUCAUCGAUGACCACACGUGCUACUGGGAGGAGGUCCGCGAUGUCUGCAUGCCUGAGGGUUUGUGCCAGCUGAAUUUCGAGAUUGGCGACCUCGACUUUGACCAGAGCUGCCGGGUGAAAAGCGGGGUGAACUUCUACCCGCAGCAGAUCCACUUGGCUUUCGCAGGAAAGGUGGCGGGCACAGCAAUGACGGUGUCGUGGGCGACCUUCGAGCCGGUGACGGACAGCGCCGUGUGGGUGGGCAAGUCCAAGAAAAGGCUCAAGCUGGUCGACACGCCGGUGUCUGGCACUAGUUACUACAACGAUAACGACUACAACUUGUUCCACCACCACGCGACAGUCACGGGUCUCAAGCCCCAUACGAGAUAUUUCUACAAGGUGGGAAGUCUCAGCGACGACAAGUACACGAGUGUUGUCAGUUCGUUCGUUACUGCCCGAGCCGCCACAGACAACAGCUCGUUCAGCGUGCUCAUCUAUGGCGACCUCGGAGACGGCAAGAACUCGGUCGACACGAUUGCAAGCAUCAACAAACUCACGUCGCACAACAUCGACCUCGUGUACCACCUCGGCGACAUCGCGUACGCCGAUAACGAUUACUUGACCCUCAAUCAAGCCGCAGGGUUCUUUUACGAGGAAGUGUACAACAAGUGGAUGAACUCGAUGAUGCCGCUGAUGAGCCGUGUCCCGUACAUGGUGAUAGUGGGGAACCACGAGGCAGAGUGCCACUCGCCACGAUGCAUGACAUCCAGUGCAAAGCGGAAGGCGUUGGGAAAUUACGCUGCGUACAACACGCGCUUCAAGAUGCCGAGCGAGGAGAGCGGUGGUGCUUUGAAUAUGUGGCACUCGUUUGACCACGGCCCGAUCCACUUCACGUCGCUGUCGACCGAAACGGACUACCCAGACGCGCCUUCCAACCAAGUUGCUCCGAACAAGAAGUACGGAGGCUUUGGGGAUCAGCUGAAAUGGGUUGAAGCGGACCUGAAAAAAGCGGACGCGAACCGAGACAAGGUGCCGUGGCUUUUCGUUGGCAUGCAUCGUCCGAUCUACAGUGUACUUGACUCCUUAAAUGACGAACCAAUCGGGCAGACACGGUACGUCCAUGCAGCGUUCGAAAAGCUCCUGCUUCGGUACAAAGUAGACGUGGUGUUGACUGGGCACAAGCACUACUACGAGCGGCACCUACCGGUAGCCAAAAACAAAGCUGUGAUGGACGGCGUGUCAGCGAAACACACGUUGUACGACAACCCAAAAGCUCCCGUUCACAUCUUAACGGGUGGAGCCGGUCAGUCGGAAGGUCUGUCGAACCCACCGAAGCAUGGUGCCUCGUGGAAUGCUGUGACAGAGUACAAGCACUUCGGGUACACAAUUCUGCACGCCAAUCGCACGACAUUGCUGUGGAAAUAUGUUUCGAGCGCCGACGAGUCCAUCCUUGAUCAAUUUGCUAUGUUGAAGACCGAUCCGGCGGCUUUGGAGUAA
Messenger RNA from Hyaloperonospora brassicae, 1542 nucleotides. Lineage: Eukaryota; Oomycota; Peronosporomycetes; Peronosporales; Peronosporaceae. The record is from the annotation of a GenBank genome assembly.